GGCCACGAAUGUCCAAGACGGAGCUUGAUUGUACAAGUCUUGGCCAGACGGGGUCAGCAGUGCAAUCUUCCUCGGGCGCUUUCAUCCAGCACAUGCUCUACUCGCCACCCAAGUCCUGAUCCAGUGAACAACAACUCAAACAUUUUCGAAUAUCCUGUGGAUGGCCGUUCUGGGGUCUCCAUAUGACAUUGUAUAAAUGAAACAUGCAAAAUGCCGAGUCGGCAGCGGGGUCAUAUCCCAAAGGUCAUGGGAUAAACCAGACCCUCUAUCCAGUGCAGCUCUCCACCAGGGGACUAGGGCUGUAGACAACUCUUCCUUCGCCAAGACAACGGGCCUUGCUCCGUACGUAGGCAGGCUUGCGCCUAGACCACGAGCCAAAACCACAGGAUCUUGUGCGAUUCGAUGGCGGAUGAAUUCUCAGCCGUGGAUCGCAGAUCUUCGCGAGUACCCAGAAAACAGGCGAAUCACUCGCUCCUGGAUAGUAAUGACACGCGGCACCUGUGCUUGUUGGGUUGUUUGGGGUUUUCCUAGCCAGUCUUGGCGGGCGAGCUUCAUCGCAACGUCCCCGCGGCCGUUGGUCUUGGCCCGGCGGAGGGAUUCGUCAUCCUCCCUGCCGACGAGUAGAUGCAUCGCUUGGGCACACUUCUCGCCAAUCUCGCCGGUAACAUUGGAGAGAACAGGCAGGGAUCAGUACAGUCUCGUCGUUAUUCCAUCCACUGCUGACGACAUUUACUAGUACCUUGGAGGUUGGAAUCGCUUCGACAAGGGAGCAUCCUCCGUGCGAUGGCAAACUUGUCCGCACCAAGAUGGGUAUAGACUGCGUCAUGAAGCGGCAACACAUUCCUUGAGACCGGUGCUCAUGAUGGAGGAAG
Molecule: messenger RNA, 872 nt
Organism: Aspergillus sclerotioniger CBS 115572
Lineage: Eukaryota; Fungi; Ascomycota; Eurotiomycetes; Eurotiales; Aspergillaceae
Exons: 1
Coding region: 197-736 (179 amino acids)
Source: RefSeq, a predicted model, not a curated record